UGUGUUUCAGCGAUGCAAAGAGAAGCUGAACACACUGGCCAUUUCGGUGAUGAAUCAAUGGCCUGGGGUUAAGCUAAGAGUCACCGAAGGGUAUGACGAAGAAGGCUUCCAUUCAGCAGAUUCGUUACAUUACGAAGGACGCGCCGUUGACAUCACAACAAGCGACAGAGACAUUUCAAAAUAUGGCAUGCUGGCCCGUUUAGCUGUAGAAGCCGGCUUUGACUGGGUCUUCUACGAGUCUAGAUCACAUGUUCAUUGUUCAGUAAAGUCAGAAUCUGCUGACGCAGCGAGGUCUGGAGGUUGCUUCAGUGGAGAAUCAUUUGUGCAAACUACACAAGGUGUAAGAAAGAUGUCAGAACUAUUAGUAGGAGAUCAAGUGUUAGUCACAAAAUCUGAUGGUUCGCUGCACUUCAGUAAAGUGAUAAUGUUCUUGGACAGAGACACUUCUCAAAAAAGACUAUACACCAACAUAGUGACAGAAAGUGGUGCAAAAAUCAUAUUGACUCCUAGCCACCUUAUCUUCAUAUCUAAUGAUAAAAGGACAAACGACAUUAGGCAUGGAACUGCAAUUUUUGCAAAGAAUGUAGAGCUUGGUCAUUACAUUUUUGUGAAAUCGAACACCACUAACAACGAACUCUAUAAUGACGGCAAAGUUGUUCUGGAGAAAGUUGUUAGCAUAUCGGUGACCACAGAGGUGGGCGUUUUCGCCCCAUUAACAAGAGAAGGAAAUUUAGUAGUGAACAAUGUUGUUGCAUCCUGUUACGCUGUUUUAAAUCAUCAGACAUUAGCGCACUGGGCGUUUUUACCCGUAAGGAUUGUUGAUAACUUAAUGCAAGCCUCUUUUCAUUUUCUACGGAAGUUUCACUUUGUACAGCUCACAGAACACACACCAAAGAGUAUAAAUAAGCAGCCAAAAGGAAUUCAUUGGUACCCUAGACUGCUCUAUAAAAUGUCACAUUAUUUGUUUUCUGAAAGGUAUCUUUAUUCAUAAUGGUGAAAGAAAUAUCUGUUGAAGAAAUGCAACAAUUAGGUCUGAACUAAGAUCUCAUAGCUUCCAUUUGCCUUUGUUGUGUCUGAUAUAUUUAUUUCAAUGAGCAACACAGAUUAGACAAAGCAUAUUUAUUAUGAUGUAUUCGUCAUAUUUCUAAAGCUUAGCAAUAAGAAAGUGCCAUUUUAAAGCAUUAAGAAACAUAUUUUAAGGUCAAAGGCGAUGGAACGAAAAAAAUCUCAGAACGUUUUCUCAUCCCAAAGGAGAGGAAGACAAACUGUAUAUUGCCCCGUGAUAUUUUCAAUGUGCUUAAAAACAAUGUGAAACAAUUUAUACCUAAUUAUUUAAUAAUUGUAAUUGCAAUAAUUAGCCUUUUAUUAACUAUCUAAAAUCACUGUAGUCGGAGUAGUUUAAAGAGCUAUUACUUAUUAAUAAAAUUUAUCCACACAUAAAACAUUUGAUAAUAAAUAUAUUGAGGAAUUAUUAUCAAAUAUUUAAUUAUUAUAUAUUAAGGAAAUUGAAUCUUAUUUACAUUGGAUUCAUUAUUCAAUACUAAUCUGUUAAAGUGUUUAGUAUGCGUAAAAUUUAUACUUGUAAUAUAUUCCAUGAAAUAAAUAAAAUAUAUAUAUAUAUAUAAUAUAUAAUAUAUAUAUAUAUAUUGAAUUAAUAUAGUUUCUUAUCAGAAUGCCUCCCCUUCCUCCAAAAAAAGAAGGGAAAAGUAUCAUUGAAAGCUUCCAUUUCUUUCAAUUUCAGUUGGAAGUUAAUUGAUACUACUAUAUGAUUCAUUAUUGUAAUCGUUAUUCUAAAGAAAUAUAUAGUUUAAUAAAAUUUCACAUAAAUGUUAGGAAAAAAAAUAACGGUCUUCAAGAAACUGAUUCCAAUAGUAUAAAGAUUCAAUGAAUUCAAAAAGGAGUUUAGAUGCCUUCUAUUCCUGUCUGCUCGUCACCUCAGCUUAAAAGUUUUAAAAGGAGCAAAAAAAAAAUAUUAAAUGAUAUAAAAUUUCAAAUAAUAUUUUUCUUAGUAAAUUUCUUUAAAUAUAAAACUAUUACUGGGAUAUUCUAAAUUGGUAAACCCUGAAUAUACUUUCAUAAUCCAACUUUGACCGCAUGCUUUGUUCACAGUCACCGAGUCAUCACUUUCUUUUUACAGUAAAAGGCAAAAAGAAGGUAAAUAUUUCUGAAGUUCCGAGCACGCCAAGUGCUACAAAGAACAUUUUCCAGAUAAAGGCGUACAGAAGAAAAGAAUUCCAUUUGCUUUAGAGCAUUUGUGAUUAUUUUCUGCCAAACUAAUGCACAAAAUAAAACAAAAUGAGAUGAGUGUGAUUAUUGUAUGAUAUGUUUGAAAAUAUCAAUUUUAUUUUUAAAUGUUGAUCAGUACAUUAGAGUUAUAUGUACUUUGUGAAUAAAGAGUUGAAAUUCUUUUUAAA
Messenger RNA from Stegodyphus dumicola, 2414 nucleotides. RefSeq names its product hedgehog signaling protein (gene hh). The record is from RefSeq and is a predicted model, not a curated record. Gene Ontology annotation, molecular function: patched binding; calcium ion binding. Gene Ontology annotation, biological process: smoothened signaling pathway; multicellular organism development; intein-mediated protein splicing. Lineage: Eukaryota; Metazoa; Arthropoda; Arachnida; Araneae; Eresidae.